Messenger RNA from Cuscuta campestris, 998 nucleotides. The record is from the annotation of a GenBank genome assembly. Lineage: Eukaryota; Viridiplantae; Streptophyta; Magnoliopsida; Solanales; Convolvulaceae.
UUUAGGUAAAUUUGGUAAAGUGUGUCAUUUAGGAACAAUUAAUUUUUUUUAGAGAUGCUCAUUCCCAUUUCCCAGUACCUAACUCCAUUCACAGAUCCAACGAACUUGCAGUACUACUGCAUCACUCUUUGAUUCCCUGCCAUGGAGAUGACAAUUGCGGAGGAGGAUGCACCAAGCUUAUCUCCGCCGGAUUCCUACGCGGCCCUUGUUCUUGGUGGCACCUUCGAUCGCUUACACGAUGGCCAUCGCCUCUUCCUCCAGGCGGCCGCUAAAUUGACCAGGGAGCGAGUUGUUGUCGGCUUUUGCAGCGGUCCAAUGUUGGCUAAGAAACAGUACGCUGAUCUAAUAGAGCCUAUCGAGCAAAGAAUGGCAAAUGUGAAGAAUUACAUCCAGUCUAUCAAGCCACAUCUGGAUGUACAAGUAGAACCAAUUGUGGAUCCUUAUGGCCCUUCAAUAGUUGAUGAGUAUUUAGAGGCCAUUCUUGUCAGCAAGGAGACGCUACCCGGCGGAAUUUCUGUCAACAAGAAGCGAGCUGAGAAGGGCCUCUCCCAACUAAAGAUUGAGGUUGUAGAACUGGUCUCUGAAGGAUCGAGUGGAGACAAACUGAGUUCUUCAGCUCUGAGAAAGCUUGAAGCUCAAAAACAGUGUUAAAGGUGGUGUUUGUGUGCUCUUUCUUGCUUUUUCCAAGCUUACAUUUUAUCUUAAUGGCGGAGAAAAUUUGAGUUCGCCGCCCCCUAUUGAAAGGUUUCAUAAGAUUUUUGUACUUUUCUGUGAAUAAAAGAUAUGGUGAAAUGUAUAUAACAUUAUAUAUGACCCAUUUGGUGGGAUGGAUAUGUUUGGUUGAAACGACUUGACAAUAUGAAGUUAGUUUUUUUUUUUUAUUCUGAAAAUUAUAAUUUUAAUUCAUUUCACCAAAUGGAUAAAUAAAUUUAUUCAUCUCAUAUUGUAAUAUAGAUGGAUAAGUUAAUUUAUCCAUCUCAUAAAGGAGUUAUGUUAUC